GGGAAAUUCAUUGAAGUCACGUCCCGCCGUGAGAGAACGCGACUGGGAACAACGGAAGCCAAGCCUAGCCGACCAACAACGAAGACCAUCCACGACUUGAUUGCGACUUAGUUCAGCCUCCAACAUCGCCAUCAAACUUGUGUCCCAAACAACAACCAAACGACCAAACCACAACAAACCCCGAUUUUCAACAUGACCGGCAGAGGUGGUGGCGGCAACCGCCGUGUUCUUCUUCCUCCCAUCAACUUCCUUUUCCGUCUUCUGCAACAACACUCGACUGUCCAGAUCUGGCUUUACGAGCAGCUCCAUAUUCGCAUCAUUGGCACCAUUCGUGGCUUCGACGAGUUCAUGAACCUGGUUAUCGAUAAUGCGAUUGAGGUCAAGCUGGUCUCCAAAACAAACGAGAAGGAGGAGAGGAGGGAGCUUGGGGUAAGGAUAUUCUUAUUGCUGUGGUGCGAAAGGGUUGGCUAACUGGGUUGCAGCAAAUCCUCCUGAAGGGCGACAACGUCUCGCUCAUCCAGAGCUACUCCGGGUGAAAAGCUCAAUACCUGAACGAGAACCGGUAAUCGACGAUGCAUUUUACGCUGGGACCUACAUCGAGCGACCAAAGCCAGCAGAUCUAGAGCUGUACAUAGACGGCCCACAAAGACGUGCCUUCUACACACCAAACGACACCGAAUCUACGGAACGAGAUACCAGGGAAAAGCGAUUGGCCGAGGCGCACAGGAAUGUCGACUAUAUGUAUUUGAUGAGUACGGGAUGGAUAUCAUGUCAUGGAACUAUUUUGCUGCAGGAGGGCUCUUAAUCUCGCCAUUCCCGAGUAUCAGGCCGUCCAGAGGUUGAUCGUGGGGACCAACAGG
Molecule: messenger RNA, 860 nt
Organism: Neurospora tetraspora
Lineage: Eukaryota; Fungi; Ascomycota; Sordariomycetes; Sordariales; Sordariaceae
Exons: 3
Coding region: 193-471 (92 amino acids)
Biological process (GO): mRNA splicing, via spliceosome; spliceosomal snRNP assembly
Cellular component (GO): U4 snRNP; U1 snRNP; U2 snRNP
Source: RefSeq, a predicted model, not a curated record